GACGGUAGAAGGAAUAUUGGAAAAGUGUGGCAUACUUCACCCACUCCUCUUCGAAUUUCUGCAAAUCAUUAAACCAAACCAUAAACGCACAUAGGGAAGGUUCAUCAUCGUCCAACCAUGAUGAAUCGAUAAACAGCUCAACCCCACAACACAAUAAAAGUAGCUCCAUUUUUUAGGUCCAUUUCUCUAAAAAUUGAAGCAGGUUCAUAUGAAACCCCAAAGAAAAAACCGCUUAAACUGAGCUGCUGCUUCUGCACUGUCGCUUAUUAACUUCUCGAGGUUGAGCUAGCAGUGGAGGCUUUUAGUUGAUCGGUCAAUGAAGUUUUACAUCGCCUUAUUUCUGUUCCUAGCAUCAAUUUCUGGAGUUUUGCCACAAAAUGUCGAAGAGGCAUAUCUUGUGAUUAAUGGGACUUUACCUGUGGCUCAUACGGAUGCAAAUUAUAUUUGUGCUACUAUUGAUUGGUGGCCAACUAAUAAGUGUGACUACCAACAAUGUCCAUGGGGAUCUUCAUCUGCUUUAAAUCUGGAUUUGUCUCAUCCUUUUCUAGCCAAAGCGAUUCAAGCUUUUGAACGUUUGAGAAUACGAGUUGGAGGUUCCUUACAAGACCAAGUAUUGUACAGCGUAGGUGGUUUCUUGGGUCCUUGCCACCCGUUCUUCAAAAUGAAAGGGGGGCUGUUUGGGUUCUCGAAGGGAUGUCUUCAUAUGAGUAGGUGGGAUGAAUUGAACCAAUUCUUCAUUAGAACAAGAGCACUUGUGACAUUUGGCUUGAAUGCACUCCACGGGAGACACCAGAUUAAAAAGGGAGUUUGGGGAGGAGAUUGGAAUUCUAGCAAUGCCCGUGAUUUCAUAAAGUAUACGGUUUCCAAGGGAUAUCAGAUAGACUCAUGGGAAUUUGGUAACGAGUUAAGUGGCAAGGGGGUUGGUGCAAUGGUGGAAGCCGAGCAGUAUGGGAAUGAUUUGCUUGAACUUAGGGGAAUAAUUGACAAUACAUACAGGCAAUUCCGGCCAAAACCAUUACUCGUAGCACCAGGAGGGUUCUUUGACAAACAGUGGUUUGCUGAGCUUCUUAAAGUUUCAGGUUCCGAGAUUGUCAAUGUCAUGACACACCAUAUGUACAAUCUAGGCCCAGGUGUUGAUCCAAAUUUGGUGAAAAAGAUUUUAGAUCCACGUUUCUUGAGUCGGGCAUCUGUCACAUUUAAUGAUCUUCAACAAACCAUUCAAACUGAUGGCCCCUGGGCAUCUGCUUGGAUCGGAGAAUCUGGUGGGGCAUACAACAGUGGCGGCCGUCAUGUUUCAGACACUUUUGUAAAUAGCUUCUGGUAUUUGGAUCAGCUUGCAAUGGCAGCUAAGUAUCACACGAAAGUUUAUUGCCGACAAACAUUAAUUGGAGGAAAUUACGGUCUCCUCAACAAAACUACAUUCAUGCCUAACCCUGAUUACUACAGUGCGCUUCUUUGGCAUCGGCUUAUGGGUACUGGAGUUCUUGACGUUGACAGAAGAAACAUCGGACCACAUUUGCGGACUUAUGCCCAUUGCUCAAAAGGGAAAACGGGUAUAACUUUGCUUCUGAUCAACCUAAGCAACCAGACUCAUUUCAAACUCGGUGUUCACAACAUUCUGAACAUGAAUCUGCGUACAACUCAACACGAAACCUCGAAAAAGAAAACAUCACUCGUCCAUGGUCUCAAAACAACAGUCUCGUGGGUCGGAUCGAAAUCUACGGAUGAAGAGUUGUCACGAGAGGAGUACCACUUAACGCCUCAACAUGGAUAUAUCCGGAGUAAAACGAUGCUUUUAAAUGGUGUUCCAUUGGAGCUAACCAAGAACGGAGACGUCCCAAGUUUCAGACCUGCCAUGGUGAAGCUGAACACUCCGAUCUCUAUCGCUCCUUUAUCCAUCAAGUUCUUGCAGUUUCCGAACUUUGAUGCGCCGGGUUGUACAUGAUGCUUCUGUGUUUGUACUUUGCGAAACUUGGUUGUGUUUGUUGUGUGUUCACUUGUAUACAUAAAUCAUGCUCUCUUAAGUGUAAAAAAACCGAAAGAAAAUUGUAAGUAUGGUAAUUCCUCUUGUUUUAGUGUAGUGAAGUUAUCAGCUGUUUGGGAGAUCUAAGAAAAGUUUGCUUUAACAGUUAUGUUAAAUUUUUCUCUAUUUAAAAGGAAAAAAUAGAGAACUGUUAUUUUUAUU
Molecule: messenger RNA, 2185 nt
Organism: Cynara cardunculus var. scolymus (artichoke)
Lineage: Eukaryota; Viridiplantae; Streptophyta; Magnoliopsida; Asterales; Asteraceae
Product: heparanase-like protein 1
Exons: 10
Coding region: 317-1945 (542 amino acids)
Cellular component (GO): plant-type cell wall; membrane
Molecular function (GO): beta-glucuronidase activity
Source: RefSeq, a predicted model, not a curated record